AUUAUUUAUAUACUUGCGUAAGGAUAUAUGUUACAACAAUACAGAGGAAAUAGUCAACCACCAAGAUCAAAUCAGAUCUAAAAUUAUUCUAACUAAAACAAUUAGUAAAUGACUCCUUUUAAUAUGUUUUAAGAAUUUGAUUCUAUGUCUAACAAAAUGAUGCAACAUAUGGAUCAUUAAUUGGCUAAUUUAGGAUUUGGAUCAGUUUUUAGAGGUUUUGAUGAUCUAGAAAAUGAAAUGAUGGAAUUCUCGAAUCUUCAUCGACAUAUGACAGGUUUAAAUUAAAGAGAUGUUAACUAACAUUCCAAGGACGGAGUAUUCUAGGUAUAUUCAUCUAGUUAUGUUUAAUCAUCUAAAAUGGGUCCAGAUGGUCGAGUUAUUUAAGAAAAAUAUUUUGAUAAUAAUGCUGUCGCUAGAGGAGUCAAUGGACAUACUAUAAGUGAAAGAUAACAAGGAUAUAAGAAUAGUGAUGGAGUAGAUAGAUUUGGACAUGAAAGAAUGAUGAAUGAUAAAGGAAGAAAACAUGUAAGAGAAAGAGAUAGAACAGGUUAAAUCAGUACUACAAACCAUUACUUGAAUAUGGAUGAAAAUUAGGUUGAAUAAUUUGAAAAUGAAUGGCUGGGAAUGGGAAGAAAUUUAGGAAUCAAUGGACCAUCAGGAGGACUAAGAGCAUUGUAAGGAUAACAAAAUAUGAGAGAUCUUAAUAAUCAUCCUUUCCCAAGAGAACAGUUAACAUAUGAAACACCUAGUUACCCUAGAAAAAAUGAUAUCUCACCUAUUAUGUUGGGAAAUAAUAGUAAUAGUUAUAAUAACAAUAAUAAUCCUACUAGAUUGGCUUUACCACAACAAUAAUAGCCAAUAACACGAUCUGCAAUUUAGCAACCUGGAAUACAAAGCAGAGUUCCUCCCUAGCAACAACCUGUUAGGGCUUUACCUCAAACAAAACAAGAGUUCACUGGAGUAUAUCAAAAUAAAGGUGCAAGAUAUCAACAUCCUUAAGCCGGAUGAAAAAUAACAAUUUUAUUCAUACCAAUAAUUCAAAUUUUAUUUUAUUAUUUACUUAAUAAAA
Paramecium tetraurelia is the source of this 1069-nucleotide messenger RNA. RefSeq lists its product as uncharacterized. The transcript has 4 exons. Lineage: Eukaryota; Ciliophora; Oligohymenophorea; Peniculida; Parameciidae. The record is from RefSeq and is a predicted model, not a curated record.